AUGGAAGCCAGAAGCAAGCCCCAGCUCCUCCUGCUCCUGACGCUUUCCAGUGUACUCUUCUCACAAAAUUCUGCAUGGCCUCUUUUUGGACCAUCUUCUGCUCUGAGGUUGGACGACAGAACGCCACUGGAAGGAGCGAAUGAGCAUGACCAAGUUUCAUUGAAGGCAGACACUGACAUCUUACAGAACGCGUUAGCUGAAAAUGACACACCCUUCUAUGAUGUAUCCAGAAAUGCCAGACAUGCUGAUGGAGUUUUCACCAGUGACUACAGUAGGCUCUUGGGUCAACUUUCUGCCAAAAAAUACCUUGAGUCCCUUAUUGGGAAACGGGUUAGCAGUACAAUCUCAGAAGACCCUGUGCCAAUCAAACGCCACUCUGAUGCGGUCUUCACCGACAACUACACGCGCCUUAGGAAACAAAUGGCUGUAAAGAAAUACUUGAACUCAAUUCUGAAUGGCAAGAGGAGCACUGAGGGAGAGUCUCCUGACUUUCCUGAAGAGUUAGAAAAAUGAUGAAAAAACCAUUUGGAGUCAAACUAAUGAGAAGUGAAUUCUUGAAGGAAAAUGAUAGGCAACAGUAAUUACAUUUUGAGUUCUACAUAACUAAUUCAAGAAAACAACUUCAGUAUCAAAAC
Molecule: messenger RNA, 635 nt
Organism: Sciurus carolinensis (gray squirrel)
Lineage: Eukaryota; Metazoa; Chordata; Mammalia; Rodentia; Sciuridae
Gene: Vip
Product: vasoactive intestinal peptide
Exons: 6
Coding region: 1-513 (170 amino acids)
Biological process (GO): negative regulation of apoptotic process; regulation of protein localization; positive regulation of epinephrine secretion
Cellular component (GO): neuron projection; perikaryon; extracellular region
Molecular function (GO): peptide hormone receptor binding; neuropeptide hormone activity
Source: RefSeq, a predicted model, not a curated record